Molecule: messenger RNA, 798 nt
Organism: Brassica oleracea var. oleracea
Lineage: Eukaryota; Viridiplantae; Streptophyta; Magnoliopsida; Brassicales; Brassicaceae
Product: probable calcium-binding protein CML25
Exons: 1
Coding region: 179-733 (184 amino acids)
Molecular function (GO): calcium ion binding
Source: RefSeq, a predicted model, not a curated record
CAUGCAUAACUGAUUAUAUCUGAUAUUAGUCGCUAUAUCCAUCAUCAUGAAAACCAAAUAACUAAAUAGAUUCAUGUUCCCAAAAUAGCUAGUGAUUCAGAGAAUCUCCCGCUUCCUCUGAAAAUCACACAAAUACGGAUAUUUCUCAAACUCCUGAUUCUCUGUUUCCACAGAAACGAUGUUCAACAGCAAGAAGGAGUCCAAUGGCACGGCCUCUCGAACGGGAGCAGACUCGCCGUUCUUGCAAAAGGCACGCUCGGGUAAAACCGAGGUAAGAGAGCUAGAAGCCGUGUUCAAGAAGUUCGACGUGAACGGAGACGGCAAGAUCUCGUCAAAGGAGCUAGGCGCCAUAAUGGCGAGUCUAGGCCACGAGGUUCCAGAGGAGGAGCUUCAGAAGGCGGUAGCAGAGAUCGACAAGAAAGGAGACGGUUACAUAAACUUGGAGGAGUUCGUUGAGCUGUUCACGAAAGGGAUGGACCAGAACGAUGUGCUGGAGAAUCUUAAGGAUGCGUUCUCUGUUUAUGAUAUCGACGGGAACGGGUCUAUUUCCGCGGAGGAGCUGCAUGAGGUUUUGAGGAGUCUUGGAGAUGAAUGCUCGAUAGCGGAGUGUAGGAAGAUGAUUAGUGGUGUGGAUAAGGAUGGAGAUGGGACUAUUGAUUUUGAGGAGUUUAAGGUUAUGAUGACUAUGGGAUCUAGGCGUUAUAAUGUCAUGGGAGGAGGUGCUCAGUGGUAGAGUUUCUCAUUUUCUCUUCUACUUCUUCCUCCUCUUUGGGGUUGCAUUAACUUGAUAAUUUUCAA